AAUUUGAUUUGUCUUUAUCAUUAUUCAUUAGCGAGGAUCCUUCAAAACUCAUAAGUAUUUUUCCAAAAACUCAAACACGACGGAAGCGCCUAAGUUCUUCAGUAACAAUCAUUGAAUCCCACAUUUUUGUGCUGAAGAACUUCACGAGGAGCACUCUUUUCCCACGAUCACGUUUCUCAUACGAACUUUUGAUUCACGAAAUCUUCAAGAUAAGAGUUGUUAAACCCACAUUUGGUUUCCUCGAAAUAUUUCUGGGGUUUUGUUUUUUUCCUUUCGCAAAAGCAGUUUUCAGAAUGCAAGCUAAUUUUGGAGUUUAAUUUGCUUUGUCACUAUGAAAUCUGAAGAAUAUAAAAGAAGGGGUCAUAGAAAACCAAAUGAGUGUAUGAGGGCAAUUGUAACAAUCAUAGUUGGCAUUGUUUUCGGGUUCUUCAUUGGAGUAUCAUUUCCUGCUUUUUCACCACCAAAGCUUAAACUCAUACCUCCAAUUGAUACGUAUCUUGGAGACAAAAAUUCGGGGCGUUCUACACAAACAAUCUUAAAUGUGAUUUCAGUUACAAGGGACAACGUGUCAACUGAUGCUAGAAAAAUUGAUGAUCCUUCAUUGAUUUAUGUUUCAUCUAAUCCCCGAGGUGCAGAAAGAUUACCUCCAGCAAUACUUGCUUCUGAAUCAGACUUCUUUCCCCGAAGAUUAUAUGGUAAACCAAGUGAGGAUUUAACAUUCAAACCAAAGUAUCUUGUGACUUUCACAGUUGGUUAUAAUCAGAAAGAUAACAUUGACGGAGCGGUCAAAAAGUUCUCAGACAACUUUACAGUCCUUCUCUUCCAUUAUGAUGGCCGGACAACCGAAUGGAAUGAAUUCGAGUGGUCAAAACGAGCUAUUCACAUAAGCGUCCCAAAGCAAACAAAAUGGUGGUAUGCGAAAAGAUUUCUGCAUCCUGACAUUGUUGCUCCAUACGACUUCAUAUUUAUCUGGGAUGAAGAUCUUGGAGUUGAGAAUUUUGAUGCUGAAGAAUAUAUUAAACUUGUGAAGAAGCAUAAAUUGGAGAUAUCACAGCCUGGUUUGGAUCCUAGUAGUAAGGGUUUGACAUGGCAGAUGACUAAGAGAAGAGAAGAUCUUGAAGUUCAUAAAGAAACUGAGGAAAAACCGGGCUGGUGUAGUGAUCCACAUUUGCCUCCAUGUGCAGCGUUUGUAGAAAUCAUGGCUCCUGUAUUUUCUCGAGAAGCUUGGCGUUGUGUGUGGCAUUUAAUUCAGAACGAUUUGGUUCAUGGAUGGGGUCUUGACUUUGCCCUUAGAAAAUGUAUUGAGCCUGCAUACGAAAGGAUUGGAGUUGUAGAUGCACAAUGGAUUACUCAUCAAGGCGUGCCUUCACUUGGAAAUCAGGGAAAAGAAGAGAACGGAAAAGCGCCCUGGGAAGGGGUGAGAGAGAGGUGUAAGAAUGAGUGGAAGAUGUUUCAAGAUCGUGUAGCCAAGGCAGAAAGAGACUAUUACAAGUCGGUUGGUAUUGGAUCCACGGAUCAUGAUGCAAAUUGGGUGACACCCGAUAGAAUUCAGUAGUGUUUUAGUGAUCAUUGAUAUGCUUACUUAUUAUAGAUCACAUAGUAUAUGAUGAUUUAGAGGUGAAUCUUUACUAUAUACAAAUUUAUGGGUAUUAAUGGAAAGAUGUUUUUCUUAGAGGGUAGAAAGGUAAUUACGUAACUCGU
Messenger RNA from Lactuca virosa, 1701 nucleotides. The record is from the annotation of a GenBank genome assembly. NCBI's taxonomy places the organism in Eukaryota, Viridiplantae, Streptophyta, Magnoliopsida, Asterales, Asteraceae.